AUGAAGGUGCAGCUGCAGCGCUCGUUGCCCAACUCGAAGGAGAUGCGCAUUGUCGGGGCCACCUACCCGACCCCGCCUCUCCGAGCCGCCAUCGGGCGGGCGUGCUCCUUUGCUUUCAUGGGAACCCUCGCCCUUGCACUGGCCGGCCCGCAGAUGGGCUUCCUGCCGCCAACGGUGGUCAACUUCAUUGGCCAGCAGCGCGGCAUGAUGAUUGGUGCCGGUUUUAUGCUGAACAUGGUCGGCAACUCGCUGACCCAGACUGGGGCGUACGAGGUGUCUCUGGACGGGGAGCUGAUUUACUCGAAACUGCAGACAGGUGCUGUGCCGUCAGUGGAGGAGAUGCGCCGAAUCAUUUUAGAGAAGACGCUGCUGGAAGACUACGGCGAUAAGUCCACCGACACUAAACCCAGCAACGACAUACAAACGCCGGCGUAA
Molecule: messenger RNA, 435 nt
Organism: Leptomonas pyrrhocoris
Lineage: Eukaryota; Euglenozoa; Kinetoplastea; Trypanosomatida; Trypanosomatidae
Exons: 1
Coding region: 1-435 (144 amino acids)
Biological process (GO): cell redox homeostasis
Cellular component (GO): endoplasmic reticulum membrane
Molecular function (GO): thioredoxin-disulfide reductase (NADPH) activity
Source: RefSeq, a predicted model, not a curated record